Messenger RNA from Lepus europaeus (European hare), 1384 nucleotides. RefSeq names its product ecotropic viral integration site 2A (gene EVI2A). Gene Ontology annotation, cellular component: membrane. The record is from RefSeq and is a predicted model, not a curated record. Lineage: Eukaryota; Metazoa; Chordata; Mammalia; Lagomorpha; Leporidae. The transcript has 2 exons. The coding region runs from base 170 to 874 and encodes 234 amino acids.
AGUAGCUCGACAUAUCCUUUUCUUACUGCAGAUUUACUUUAAGGUUCAUAUUCAAGUCUAUUCUGCUUUAAAUAAGAAAAGAAGACAAGAAAAGAAGUGGUUUUACUAAAAUCAUAUUAUAAUCAGAUUUUGACCAAGCAUUUUGUAAGGUUACCUGUACGCUCUGGACAUGGGACACACAGGAGCACAUUACCUGCAUCUUGCUUUCCUGAUGACAACUGUUUGCUCUUUGUUUCCUGGAACACAAGCAAACUACACCCAUCUUUGGGCUAAUACUACUGCCUGGGCUUCUAUGAGUCAAAACAACAGGGGCAGAAACCACCAUGAAAACACCGGCACAAACCCUGUCACACCUGAAGCAAGUUACAAAGAGAAUUCUACAAAGACGCUUGUCACAGCAACAUCAUCUCACCAUGUGUCUUUAACCCCUAAAUCUGAACAGGAGCUCGCCACCCCUGUCGUCAGGAACAAUGCAACAGCACAGAGCACUGAAAACACGAGCAAAAGUCCUGGUGAAAUUUUCAAAAAGGAUAUCUGUGAGGGAAACAACAGCAACAUGGCUAUGCUGAUUUGCGUGAUUAUAAUUGCAGUGCUUUUCCUAAUCUGUACCCUUCUAUUUCUGUCAACUGUGGUUCUGGCAAACAAAGUCUCAUCUCUGAAGCGAUCAAAACAAGUAGGCAAGCGCCAGCCCAGAAGCAAUGGCGAUUUUCUGGCAAGCAGUGGCCUAUGGCCUGCUGAAUCAGACACUUGGAAAAGAGCAAAACAGCUCACAGGGCCCAACCUAAUGAUGCAAUCUGCUGGAAUGCUCACAGCCACAAGGGACAGAAAAGAUGAAGAGGGAACUGAAAAACUUACUAACCAAUGGACGGUUUAGUGAAGAGAAACAUAAAGUAGCACUGAGAAAGGUUAUGGAGCAACAAAUUUGGAAGUUAAUGUCACAGUGCUGGUCUAUGACCGCUUAUUGCACAUGGAAUUUGGCAUCAAAUAGGCAUAAAGAGAUGUAUGCCUGCUUACUUAAUUGCUCCAAUUGUGUAUUUCUGUUUGACACUGAGUAUUUUAAAAAGAAAGUAAUAAACCAAGGAUUUUGAUGAAGAUUUUAAAGAUAAGAUUUUAGUAGAAAACUAAUAAAAAACAGCAAGUGGUAAUGAAGUGAAUAUUCCCUAUUCAGCACUGGUACUUAAAUGAUCUUUGUCUGAAAGAGUUUUAGUGUAUGCUUAGAGCCAAGGAGAUGUUUUAACAUCUAACAGAAAUCAUAUUCCUAAUGCAGAGUUGUGCUAUAUAAUGUAAUGGUAUCUUCUUGGUUGGAUGUGGCAGAAUCCAUACCAGCUCAUUUAUCAACUCAGUUAAUUUCAGGCAACAUGCUUUCAUCUUUACAUAUGGUACA